AAUAAGGCCCCAGUCCGGGGAUCGAAGCUGGCGGCCCUGCCCCUCCCCCCCCGCAGGGCAUCCUAGUUUCUAAGAAGCGCCUUGAGGCUCGGCUCACGCACGCGCAAGCCCUGAACUUUCUGGUUCCGGCAGGCUUGCGGACUGUACCAAGUAGACCCUGACGAUGAGGGGCAAAGCCCGGACCCCCUUUCGCGGGCGUCGACGUCGGCCCGACUCGGAGAGCCCCUCUCCCGGUGAUGCCACAGGAACGGUCCAUAACGCCGCGCAAGCGCCCUUGGCUCCGUACGCCCCUCGCGCUCCCUCACGCCCCUCCGGUAGCGCAGGCGCAGGAGCCCGGGCGUGCAGCCGCCGCCGCCGCCGCCGCCGCGGACUAGGACCGGGCACCGCCGCCGUCGCCGCCUGCGUUAGAAAGUUGUGAGCAAAGUUGUGGUUGUGAAGAGCUGGCCGGGGAGGGACAUUGCCCAGCCACUGCUCUGCUCCUGUCUCCUGUCCCCUCCCCCGGCCAUGACAGAGACCCGUGAGCCAGCUGAGACUGGGGGCUACGCCAGCUUGGAAGAAGAUGAUGAGGACCUCUCUCCAGGCCCUGAGAGGUCCUCAGACUCCGAAUAUACCCUCUCAGAGCCAGACUCAGAAGAGGAAGAGGAAGAGGAGGAGGAGGAGGAAGAGACCACUGAUGACCCCGAAUAUGACCCUGGCUACAAGGUGAAGCAGCGUCUAGGGGGCGGCCGAGGGGGUCCAUCCCGCCGGCCCCCCCGAGCGGCCCAGCCCCCAGGGCCCCCUGCCCAGCCUUGCCAGCUCUGUGGCCGAUCCCUCCUCGGGGAGGCACCACCGGGCACCCCACCUUGCCGACUCUGCGGCCCUGCUUUGGCCCCCCAGGAAGCACCAGGCCCUGAAGGCCGGGCCCUUGGGGAGGAAGAGGAGGAGCUGCCUCGGGCUGGGGAGGGCCGACCCACAGGGCGGGAGGAUGAGGAGGACGAGGAGGAUGAGGAGGGCACGUACCAGUGUACCGAGUGUGAGGAUUCCUUCGACAACCUCGGGGAGCUGCAUGGCCACUUUAUGCUGCAUGCCAGGGGGGAGGUGUAGUCAGAGCCCCCUGACCCAGGGAGCUUGGCAGAAGGACUGGGAGGUGCCCAGGGGGCUGAGGAAACUGGGCUGUUCUCUGGGGUUGUGGCGGGAUGGGGGACCGCUCAUCUGUGUUGUGCUAGCAGUAGAUGUGUGAAGGCCGGAAUAAAAGCCAAAUUCUGUGUG
Sorex fumeus (smoky shrew) is the source of this 1248-nucleotide messenger RNA. RefSeq names its product zinc finger protein 428 (gene ZNF428). The coding region runs from base 505 to 1083 and encodes 192 amino acids. NCBI's taxonomy places the organism in Eukaryota, Metazoa, Chordata, Mammalia, Eulipotyphla, Soricidae. The record is from RefSeq and is a predicted model, not a curated record. The transcript has 3 exons.